Myxocyprinus asiaticus (Chinese sucker) is the source of this 2820-nucleotide messenger RNA. Its product is annotated as inhibin beta B chain-like. Gene Ontology annotation, cellular component: extracellular region. Gene Ontology annotation, biological process: SMAD protein signal transduction; BMP signaling pathway. Gene Ontology annotation, molecular function: growth factor activity; hormone activity; cytokine activity. The record is from RefSeq and is a predicted model, not a curated record. Bases 195 to 1409 code for a protein of 404 amino acids. Lineage: Eukaryota; Metazoa; Chordata; Actinopteri; Cypriniformes; Catostomidae. The transcript is spliced from 2 exons.
UUCCUCCCUCCCAGCGCGCAUGUGUGUUUGUUGUACUAGUUGCUUGAUGCGUUCAUUGGUGCGUCCUUUAAACGUGUCACAACUUUUGAUGGAUUACCCCACUUUUGAGUACUCAGGUGCGGCUCACUCUUCUCAGUCCACUCACUUGUGCGCAUCUCUCCAAACUGCUCUCAAGCAUCUUCAACAGGGACAACAUGCUUUCAGAGUCACUCUCGUGGAUCUCCAUCUCCUCGACCAUGUGUGUGUCGUACCUGUAUGCUGAAAGGGCCCACGGCGGGCUCGCGUCCGCGGUGCUGUCCACGCUGGUGGUGCUGAGCGCGUUCACGGCGCAGGGAACGAGCGCGGCCGCCACGGCUGGAGCACCAACCCCCUGCCGGACGUGCGGUCUGCCGGCGAUGGAGAAGGGCUCGGAGGAACGGUACCUGGUCGAACUCGCCAAACAACAGAUUCUGAACAAGCUUCACCUGCGGGAGAGGCCAAACAUCACACAGACGGUGCCGCGGGCCGCGCUCAUGACGGCGCUCCGCAAGUUACACGCGGGCCGCCUCAGACGCGACGGGACUCUGGAACUGGACAACAACUUUCCGAACUCGCGCACUGGUAACCAGGCGUACGAGAUAGUCAGUUUCGCUGAUGUAGAUGAUGAAGUCUCUGGUGGAAUCGACACCAGUUUGUCAUUCCAGUUUCUGCAGGAGAAAGGUCACAGCCUGCAGGUCCUGCAGUCAUCUCUGUGGCUGUACGUGCGCUCCGCUGAUGCUUCUCCGCACUCUGACCAUGUGAAUGCUGAAAUCUACCUGUCGGGGACGGGCGACGUCAAUCGCACGCUGCUGCUCCAAAGGAGCGUGGAGAUAGCACGGGGCGGGUGGCAAACGUUCCCCGUCACCAGCACCCUGCAGGCAUUCCUGGACGGAGGCCAGCAGAGUCUCCGCUUGGAGGUGCUUUGUGAAGAAGGAGGACACAACCUGUGUAGCCACGGUGCCUCUAGUGACUCCUCUCACCAGCCAUUCCUGGUGGCACAAGUGCGGCUUCGAGACGACGCCUUCAAACAUGCCCUGAGUAAGCGCUCGCUGCGGUGCGGUGAUGACCCCAAAGUGUGCUGCAAGAAAGACUUCUAUAUCAAGUUCCGUGAUAUCCAGUGGCAGGACUGGAUAAUUGCACCUGAGGGCUACCACAUGAACUUCUGCAUGGGACAGUGUCAGGAGCAUCUCUCGGGGUCUCCGGGCAUCGCUUCGUCUUUCCAUGCCACCGUGUUCAGUCAGCUGAAGCCAAAUGGCAUUCACACAGCGGUGUCGUCAUGUUGCGUUCCCACCCAGAAACGGCCGCUCUCCAUGGUCUACUUCAACUCGCAGCAUACCAUCGUAAAGACCGACGUCCCAGACAUGAUCGUAGAGUCCUGCGGAUGCACGUAAACAACGACAAUUCAAUCGGACAUUAGAGAUAUGAGGAAGUAAAGACUAAAGAAUUGACUUACUGUGAAGAAUAACAUUUAUUGAAAACAUACUAUGGCCCCAAAAAAGUAUUUGGACACUUAAUUCACACUUGUCUCAAAGCAUGAUGACUUUUUAUCAACUGGUGUCUUGGUGCUUUUUUAGUCAAGUUCAGCAUAUUGCAAAGACAUUCAUACAUUUUUAAGUGUUCCUUAAGUUUCCAAAUACUUUUUGGGGGCAUUGCAUACACAAACUCACACACUUUCACAUGGCCUAAAACAGCAGUUAUUAAAUGCUCUAAGCUAACUUUAUCAGGAGUUUAUGUAAAAAAUAUUGUCUCAUCACAGCUUUCAAUCUAACCAGAUUCACCAGUAGAGCUUAUGUGUGUUAUAGGGGUUUUAUAGAUGGUAAAUCUUGAAAUACUCAGGGAAUUGAAAGCCACUGUAAAAGCCGUGCCGUGACACACUUAAUUUCUCCACUGUACUGAUUAGUUUGAUCUCUGCUGAGGCCACAGUUCUGAACUCAGAACAGUUACUCAACACCACAGGUAAACAUUUAGCUAUUGCCACAUGCAUCAGCGAAGGUCUCUGCAGAAUGUCGUAAGGGGACAGAAAUGAGAUGUGCAUGAUCACAUAUCUUAACAGAAAAUAAUAUUUCUCACAUAAUAGUUCUCAAAGCGUACUUGUGACUUUUGUUUACGCCAAGAAGCAGCAAAUGCAACAUGUGUGUGUAUUGGCUUCCUUUUCAAGCUGCUUAUUCAGUUCAAGCUGCAUACACUUAUUUUUCUUUGCAAUAGUAAAAAAAAAUGACAUGUUUAUAUAUAAUACAUAAUAAUGCAUUAAAAUAAAAGUUAUUUAUAUAACGCCUUACGAAAAGCAAAAGCAGUUAAAAACUCACAUUGUGCAUGUUUCAAACAUUUGCUUUGUUUCUCUACAGUCUACACAGUACAAUAUUUUGGUGUAGACUUUGUCUUUAUUUGUUUUGUCUUGUUGUAUUGUUUUGUUUGAAGCACUUCCGCUCCUAUAGAUGCAUGUUAGUGUAACGAAACACCGCAUCAAAUGGGUUUUGGGCUGAUAGCGUUUUAGUUUCUUUGUUUUGCCCGUUUACAGAUAUCUCCCUAAUUUAUGGAAUUUUUCACACUUUAUUGUCCAAAACUUCCUGUCAAUGUGAUCUGGAGCUGCACUUUAUCUGUGUUCUGCUGUACUGACACAAAAGAAUGAUACUGUAACUUAUGAUACAGUAUUAAAACUGUAACUCUUUGAAGGACUCUUAUAAUGAUUUUAUAAUAAAGGAUUAUUUUCUUAUAAGGGAUAGCUUGGGAAUCUGUACUGUACAUUGUAAUUUUGCUGAAUAUGUGUAUUUUUUUUAAAUAAACAUAAAAAUGUUACCCUCA